Lactuca virosa is the source of this 1426-nucleotide messenger RNA. Lineage: Eukaryota; Viridiplantae; Streptophyta; Magnoliopsida; Asterales; Asteraceae. The record is from the annotation of a GenBank genome assembly.
AUGAGGUUCAACUCCCAUUCGAAUUCAGACACCCCCCCUUCUGAACCUGACGAAACCCUAACAACCCCAGAUAAAAACAGUCCCGUUUCGUUAAAACCAGAUUUCACCUCUCCGCUUUCCGACCAGAUACUGAUUAGCAUCCUCUCCAAUCUCACAAAAUCACAACAAAUUUCAAGUUGUUUAGUUUGUAAACGGUGGUUGCGAAUUAGCGGUGGUUUAGUGAAAUCCUUGAGAUUAUUAGAUUGGGAUUUUCUUGAUUCCGGUAGACUCGCCCAUCGUUUUCCCAAUCUUCUUGAUGUUGAUAUCGUUCAAGCUUGCAUAGUAUCCCCUCGUAAUUCGGGUAUUUGUUUCAGUAAUAAAUUUGUGUCUAUUCAUGUUAAUUCCUUCAUAUCAGAUUCCGGGUUUAUUUGGAAACCUGAUUUUUUGAGUCCUAAUUUGAUCGAUAGAGGUGUUGAGAUUCUUGCUCAAGGCUGCCCUAAUUUACGAAGGCUUGUCUUACUUGGUGCAACCAAAGAAGGGUUAGCAUCUAUUGCAAAUGAAUGUUUAGCUUUACAGGAACUAGAGCUAUGUUCCAUUACAGACAUGGAUUUAAAAGGACUUGCAGGUUUUAGAAACUUACAGAUCCUAAAACUCAUUGGUUCUGUUGAUGGGUUAUAUGAUUCAGUGAUUUCAGAUAUCGGGUUAACCAUUUUGGCUCAAGUAUGUCCAAGAUUACUGAAACUUGAACUUGUUGGUUGUGAAGGGAGUUAUGAUGGGAUCAAAGCUAUUGGUCAAUGUUGUCAAAUGAUGGAAGAAUUGACCCUUUCUGAUCAUCGAUUGGAAGGGCCUGAUGUUCAUUUAGGUUCUUGCCCUACCCUUGAAGAAUUACAUUUACAGAGGUGUCAAUUGAGAGAUAAACAAGGUUUAGGAUCUUUGUUUUUGGUGUGUGAAGCUGUUAGGGAACUUGUUUUUGAAGAUUGUUGGGGAUUGGAUAACAACACAUUCUUUACUGCAAGUAUUUGCAGGAGAGUGAUGUCUCUAUCUUUGGAAGGAUGCUCGUUACUUACAAUGGACGGAUUUGACCCUGUAGUUGUUUCAUGGAAAGAGCUUAAGAGACUUAAAGUAGUUUCUUGUAACAACAUAAAAGACAGUGCCAUGUCACCCGAAUUAGCGACACUUUUUUCUCUUCUUAAAGAGUUGAAAUGGCGCCCGGAUUCAAAGUCUAUUCUCUCAUCAGGUCUUCAUGGCACUGGAAUAUGGCAGAAAGGUGGAAGAAGCUUCAAGAUUUAACUCUCAAUUCUCUUUUUUUAAACUUUUUUUUUUAAUAGUUAGGAGGAUUGUCACUCUACAAGUUUAGAAAAAGCGGCUCUGUUUUUAUCUUCAACAGGAGAGUAUACUUGCUCUAGUUUUUUCUCAUAAAAAAAAUUAGUCUUAGGAUUUAGUGAAC